This is a messenger RNA of Melampsora larici-populina 98AG31, 750 nucleotides long. RefSeq lists its product as uncharacterized. Bases 1 to 750 code for a protein of 249 amino acids. Lineage: Eukaryota; Fungi; Basidiomycota; Pucciniomycetes; Pucciniales; Melampsoraceae. The record is from RefSeq and is a predicted model, not a curated record. The transcript is spliced from 6 exons.
AUGUCCACCAGAUCCUACACCUCUACAUCAUCCAUGAUCCUCGUCAUCUGUUGCUUGUUUUUCACUGUAGUUCAAGCCAAUUGGGAUGAAGCUACAGGUUUUGUUCAUGAUCAUAAGGUCUCUCCAGGAUGGAUGGCAAAAAACCCACCGAAAUCUUGCUCUAAAAAUAUCCAAUUGGCUGAGUGUUCGCAUAACACCCGUAAUGCAUUCCCCAACGUUCAAUUCAUGGCAGUCUUCACUGUUGACCACUCUAAAGAUACAUACCACGGUUGUUCGUAUGGAUCUUGUUGUUACUUUUCAGCAUUUCCACCGGUCACUGAACUUGUGUCGGACCCUACUAACUCACACAUCUUUGUCUGGCAUAAUCUUGGAGGCUUCAAAGGCUUAGGAACUAAUCCGAUAGCUAAUCCUCAAACUGGAACUUUCGGAUACGAAGAUGGAACGACUGGAAAAUAUAUAGAUGGACCUCCAAACAGAGCAACUUAUCAAGCAGGUCAUGAUAGUAAAUAUCCAGGAUUCAAACUUCCACCUGCAUGGCCAGCAACUAUGCCAAUGCCAGCACAAAAGAAUGCACACCCAUCCUGUGGUAAACCAGGUGAACCGAAUAAAGAUCCUAAUCCUACUGGAAAACCUGGAGGAGGUCAAUCUGCAAAACCUAAUGAAGUUGAAUCAAAAUCAAAACAAACUAGUUCAAAAUCAACUCCAACCAAAAAAGAUUCUGAAAAACGUCAUCAAAUUAAUCUUGAAUAA